AUGAGGUCUGCCAUCACCCUUGCCCUACCCGCCAUGGCUGCUCUCGGUGCCACCGCCAACACCCACGCCAACCUGCACCAUGUUCGCGCUCCCAUGCCCAUUGAGACUGGUAUGCCCCGUACUGGCACGCCCACGCUUAAUGGCUGCUACUCAAGCUUUGGUAACAUGACCAAGAUUGAGAUUGAUACCAAAUACCUCUCCAACGGCUCGUGCGGCAAGGCUUGCACAGACAGCAAGAAUACCGUUGCCGCCGUCGCGGCUCAGGCUUGCUACUGCGGCACCGUGUACCCACCAAAGAAGGACGUUAUCGAUGCGUCAAAGUGUGAUUACGGUUGCAAUGGCUUCGGUGAGGAAAUGUGCGGCAGUAUCUCAGGCGCCUAUUCGGUUCUCAACCUAGGUGUUGUCCUCGCUCCUGGAUACUACAGUGAUGCCUCUUCUUCUUCUUCUUCUUCCCCGUCUCCGACACCCACUUCGGGCAGCUCUUCGGCAGCAUCGACGUCCACCGGUGCCGCAACGGGCUCGCCGGACUCGUCGACUGGGAAACCCGAAAAAUCUGGCGGCGGUCCCAACACCGCUGCUAUCGCUGCCGGUGUCGUUGUUGGUGUUGUGGUCGCUGCGGCUAUCAUCGGAGCCAUUAUCUUCUUCAUUCGCCGAAAGCGCAACGCUGAGAUUGAGGAAGAGCACCGCCGCAAUGCUGCUGUCAAUGCCUUCAUCAGCGGAUCCAAGCCUCCCAGCACGGCUGGCGGCAUCUCCAUCACGGACUCGCGCCUGGACCCUGUCAUGGCUCAUCGUCGCCUGAGUGACGGCAGCAUUGCCGAUAACCAGGAUUACUCUCGCAAGAUUCUCCGGGUUACCAACGCAUAA
Molecule: messenger RNA, 864 nt
Organism: Cordyceps militaris CM01
Lineage: Eukaryota; Fungi; Ascomycota; Sordariomycetes; Hypocreales; Cordycipitaceae
Product: WSC domain-containing protein
Exons: 2
Coding region: 1-864 (287 amino acids)
Source: RefSeq, a predicted model, not a curated record